AUGAAGACCAGCAUCCUGCUUAUGUCCCUUUGGGGGUUGUCCUGUGCUCUCCCAGUAACCAGGUAUCAAAAUACUGACUCCAAGAGCUCUGAAGAAUGGAAGGGUCACUUGGCUCAGACACCAACACCACCUUUGGAGAGCAGUGAGUCAUCAGAAGAGAGUAAAGUUAACUCAGAGGAACAGGCAAAUGAAGUCCCCAGUGACAGUGCCGAAUCAGAGGAGGGCCUUGAUGACCAUCAAUAUGUGUAUAGACCAGCUAGUGGCCUUUCUAGGAGCGGAGGGAAAGAAGGAUAUGAUAAAGAUGAUGAUGAAGAUGACAGUGGAGAUGACACCUUUGGUGAUGAUGACAAUGGCCCAGGACCUGAAGAGAAACACGGAGGAAACUCCAGAUUCAGAAGUGAUGAGGACUCUGCCGACAGCACACAAUCCAGGGAAGAUAGCAGCCCACAAGGGGAAGACAGUGCCCAAGAUACCACCAGUGAGAGCAGGGACUUUGACUAUGAGCACGAGGUAUACAGCAGGCCUGAGGGAGAUGACUCAACUCAAGAGAGUGAGAGUGAGGAGCACUGGGGGGGAGGCGGCAGUGAGGGGGAUAGUAGCCAUGGGGAUGGCUCUGAGUUUGAUGAUGAAGGAAUGCAGAGUGAUGAUCCAGACAUCAGGAGUGAGAGAAGCAACUCCAGAAUGAACACUGCCAGCGUCAAAUCAAAAGAAUCAAAAGAGAACAAUGAUGAUCAAGCAAGCACUCAGGAUUCAGGUGAGAGCCUAUUAGUGGAGUAUCCCAGCAGGAAAUUUUUCAGAAAGUCCCGCGUUUCUGUGGAAGAUGACAGAGGUGAGCUUGAUGACAACAACACAGUGGAAGAAGUCAAGAGUGACUCCACAGAAAACACCAACUCCAAAGAAGCUGGCCUCAGCCAAUCCAGGGAAAACAGCAAGAGUGAAUCUCAAGAAGACAGCGAUGAGAAUCAGUCCCAGGAAGACAGUCAAAAUGUCCAAGACCCCAGCAAUGAGUCUAGUCAAGAGGUUGACUUGCCAUCUCAAGAAAACAGUAGUGAAUCUCAGGAAGAGGUAGUGAGUGAGCCCCGGGGUGACAACCCGGAUAACACCACCAGUCACUCAGAUGAAGAUCAGGAAGAUAGUGACUUCAAUGAAGAGGAUGGCUUGAAUAAAUCCUCCAAUUCAGAAAGCAAAUCCAGAGAGGAGCAAGCUGACAGUGAGUCCAAUGAGAGCCUCCAAUUCUCGGAGGAAAGCCCGGAAUCCACUGAGGAGGAGAACAGUUCUAGCCAGGAGGGCCUCCAGUCUCACAGUGCCUCCACAGAGAGCCAGAGCGAGGAAAGCCAGUCAGAGCAGGACAGCCAGUCUGAGGAAGAUGAUGGCAGUGACUCUCAAGAUAGCAGUAAAUCAAAAGAAGACAGCAACUCUACUGAGAGCAAAUCAAGCAGCGAGGAAGAUGGUCAGGUGAAAAACACUGAGAUAGAAAGCAGAAAAUUGACAGUCGAUGCUUAUCACAACAAACCCAUUGGGGAUCAAGAUGAUAAUGACUGCCAAGAUGGCUAUUAG
Messenger RNA from Diceros bicornis minor, 1557 nucleotides. It is a transcript of the gene DMP1, whose product is annotated as dentin matrix acidic phosphoprotein 1. The record is from RefSeq and is a predicted model, not a curated record. Lineage: Eukaryota; Metazoa; Chordata; Mammalia; Perissodactyla; Rhinocerotidae. The coding region runs from base 1 to 1557 and encodes 518 amino acids. Gene Ontology annotation, molecular function: extracellular matrix binding. Gene Ontology annotation, cellular component: extracellular matrix. Gene Ontology annotation, biological process: cell adhesion; ossification; extracellular matrix organization. The transcript has 5 exons.